AUGCCGCCGCAGGACAACGUCGAUUUGAACGUCCACUACGCCCUCGAAAAAUUCCUGCUAACCCGCCAGGGUUUCUACCCGAUGAAAACCACCCCGUGGUGGUUCUACCUCAGCCGAUACUACAACACCACCAUCUCCCUGGUCCUCCUAUCCCUGCUGGUGCUCUACGUGUUCUUCACCACCGGCGGGGACCUGGUGAAGCUCUGCGAGAACCUCCUCUUCUUCGUCACCGAGCUGGCCUUCGUCUGCAAGCUGAUCAACAUCGUGGUGCUCAAAGACCGGCUGUGGCUGCUCGAGCGCCAAUUGAGCGAGCUCUCCCAAAGGGAAUUCACCGAAGAAGAGAAGAAGUUGAUCGAUCGCACCGUCCAGGAGGCGCGCAAGUUCACGCACAGCUUCAGGUGGUUGUGCUACGCCGUGGUGCUCUUCUACGCGCUGGUGCCGCUGAUCGACCAGGAGGAGGGCAACAGGAAAUCGCCGUUGCCCAUUUGGGUGCCCUUCGAUCUGCAGGAGCACUAUUUCUACGCGUGGUUCUUCAGCAUCUCGGCGCUGUCGGUGGGGGCCUUCACCAACUCCAACAUCGAUAUACUGACGAUACUUUAUAUAACGAUCGGUACUUCGCAGUUCGAGGUGCUUAAAAGGAGGUUUACGGCGGUGGUGGAGUUCGUGGAGGGUACUGAGGAGGUGGACGAGGAGGCGGUUAAAGCGAGGUUGAGGGAAUGCGUUAUUUACUUCGACGAUGUUUAUAGCGCGCUCACCAUUUGCAUGACGGGAUUUCAAUUGCUCAUCAUCGAAAUCGCCAGCGUGAAUUUCGUUUCGAUGAACGUGUACUUCAGCUGCAUGAUGUGCCAGAUCGUCAUGUACUGCUGGAGCGGCAAUCGAUUGAUAGAGAGCAGCGACGAAUUGUCCAACGCCUGUUACUCGUCCAAAUGGUACGAGUGCAGCGCGUCUGUACAGAAGACUAUUACAGUGAUCAUGGAACGAGCGAAAGUACCGGUUAAAAUGAGAGCGGCCGGUUUCUUCAGCAUCAGCCUGCCCACUUUGAUGUCUAUUUUGCGAACAUCUUACUCGUAUUUCGCCGUCUUACGACACGUGUACCAAACUUUAUACGUCAAUCGAGAAUAA
Molecule: messenger RNA, 1122 nt
Organism: Phyllotreta striolata
Lineage: Eukaryota; Metazoa; Arthropoda; Insecta; Coleoptera; Chrysomelidae
Source: the annotation of a GenBank genome assembly